GUCGUCAUGCAUCGGGUUUGUCAAGUCGGUCGUGCUGCUCGAUGCUUCAGCAGCAAGAAAGCCAUGACGUACCAUCUUGUGGGCCGCGGGGAGGGUGUCAAGUGCUCCAUGGAGCGAGGCGACGGUAUGACCAUCUCUACCGACAUCCCAAAAGCCAUGGGAGGUACAAACACCGCUCCGCAGCCGGUGGAGCUGUUCUUGGCGUCGCUGUGUGGUUGCGAACUAGCCACUGCGCAGUUCGUGGCCAGGCAUAUGAAGCCUCGCAUAUCAAUCGACAAGAUUGAGUUUCAUGUUGAAGCCAGUCGGGACAAACAAGGAGCGCUGCACCUGCCGCUCGGCGACGAUUCGGGAGCACCGGUGGCGCGACUCGAUCGGAUAUGGGGCCAAGCACUCGUGUACACGUCGGCCAGCCAGGAUGAAGUUGACAAACUGGCAGCUGAAGUCAAGACGCGAUGUCCUAUUGCAAACAUGGCCGUUCUCUCUGGAUGUAUCCUGGACAUCCAAUGGCUUCGGCACUCGAGUUAAGUUGGUUGUUAAUCUAAAACCAACUAGUUCCAAACCAUUUCGAU
Messenger RNA from Aphanomyces astaci, 569 nucleotides. RefSeq lists its product as hypothetical. The record is from RefSeq and is a predicted model, not a curated record. The transcript has a single exon. Bases 7 to 525 code for a protein of 172 amino acids. Lineage: Eukaryota; Oomycota; Saprolegniomycetes; Saprolegniales; Verrucalvaceae.